AUGACCCCUGGGGUCUCUCCCAACCCCAAGAGCUCCCCCAGCCCUGCCCCAACCCAGGCGCUUCAACUGCGGCCAGGCUUCAAACCCCGCCCCUCCCGGCUGCGGCGUUCACUUGGGCAGGAGACAGCCGCCCUCCCUAUCCUUAAUCCUAGAACCUGUGGCUGGAUCAGGCUUUCUCCUGACAACGCCUUGGGAACCAGGGAACCGCUGAAGAACCCGCCGGCUGAGCCCACCAAGGAAGGCGCCAUCCGAGCUUCAAGACAAAUGGCCAACACCAGCUUUGAUGGUCCCGGGAGGCGUCCCCUGUCCCUCUUAGUUAGCAGAGAAGGGGCUGCCACCUUGGCCCCCCAGAUGCAGCUGAGGCAGCCUCUUUGGCAUUAUCCGAGCCGCUGGGAUCUCCUCGUUCCACAGAGGACCAAGCCUACCCAGCGAGUGGCUGAUUUCUCCAUCCGUUCCAUUCUGGCCCAGGAUGGCUCUGGAGGGGAAAGGGAGACACACCAGGAGUCGGCAGAAGGAGCAAGCGCCAUGGGAUGGGGUAGCAUCUCUCAAGGCUACACCUGGAUGCAUUGCGGCCGCUUCAAGCCCCCUCCCGUUCCAAAGAUGAAGCAGACGGGCUGCAGCCCCCGGCCCACCUCCCGAAGCCCCCGGGUGCCAUUCUCUGCCUCUCAGCUGGGGACCCUGGAGAGCAGCUUCCAACAAGCGCAUUAUCUGAGCACCGAGCAGGUCAGGGAGGUGGCUCUGCUGCUGGGCCUCACGGAGAACCGGGUGAAAAUUUGGUUCCAGAACCGGAGAGCCCGAGAAAGACGAGACUUUCUGAAGCAGCACAGCACUGCCGCUGCCACCCCCAGUGCCAAGGAGACUCCUCUACAAGGCCAAUCCCCCUUGGGUUGGCACUAA
This is a messenger RNA of Zootoca vivipara (common lizard), 897 nucleotides long. Lineage: Eukaryota; Metazoa; Chordata; Lepidosauria; Squamata; Lacertidae. The record is from RefSeq and is a predicted model, not a curated record.